AUGUCCGAAGAGAGUGCUGAUGCUCUAUUCGUUGGCACCCUUGAUCGCCUAACAGCUGAGCAUCCCCAUACCGAUGACCCAAGAUUCGCGUUCCAAUCUAACCAAUGGAACAACUGUGAGCUUCGUUUCACACAGUUUUGCCGUUGCACUCGUGAGCUCGGCGAGGACGACCCAAGAUGCAAAUAUCAAUACUAUCGGGCCCAGACGGUUUGCCAUGAGUUCCUUCUCGAAGACUGGAUGGAACACAGGCAUCGCGGUACCUGUGAUCUCGACAUUAUGCCCGAUCGCCAGGUCAUCCAUAUGAGGCAGUAA
This is a messenger RNA of Perkinsus marinus ATCC 50983, 312 nucleotides long. RefSeq lists its product as hypothetical. The record is from RefSeq and is a predicted model, not a curated record. Bases 1 to 312 code for a protein of 103 amino acids. Gene Ontology annotation, cellular component: respiratory chain complex IV; mitochondrion. The transcript is spliced from 4 exons. NCBI's taxonomy places the organism in Eukaryota, Perkinsozoa, Perkinsida, Perkinsidae.